CAUAGCAUAAGCCUCAAGAUGACAGGGCACGACCGACGUGACGCCGACACGCUUUCUCGUUCUCGCGGCUGAGUUGAGUGCCACGUCUGCGGGCGGGCAUUGUCAGUCGCCUGCCGAUGAACGAUGAGCACGAUGAAGCGCUUCUCGCUCAGCUCGUCGAGCGGAUUCAGCUGCUCGAACCGACCGCGCUCGAGCUCGCAAGGCUUGAACGCGGCAGCAGCACUUCAGCCACACAAGACGAGUUCGUCGAGUCGAUACUCGACGACAUUCGUGCUCUCGUCCGUGCAGGAGCUUGUCCCUAUGCGCCCUAUCCUCGCACACUAGGCUGGACAGCACUUCACUAUGCCGCAGAGACGGGGUUCGCCCCUCUUGUGCAAUACUUUCUCCAAAACGGAGCAGUUCUCUAUCUGCUCGACUCGACCGGCAGGACCGCAGGGGACAUUGCCUUUUCGCUCAACUACAUGGAAGCUUACAAUCUCAUACUGCAAGAAGCGACGCGAGCCGAGCUCUUGCAAGCUGCUCUCAAUGGUUUCGAGGCAGUCGAGACAGACCAAGACAAAUCUAGCGCAUCGGACCUGCAAACGUUCCUCAAGACGCCCUUGACAUUUGCCGGCGAACCGGGCAACGAGCGAUGCAUGGAUGCAGAAGGCAAUGGAGUCAUGAUGCGGUGGGAGGAAGGCAUCAUGGCAGAAACGGCUCGUUUGCUCUGCUCGUCGCGCAAGCAGGGCGAGCCCUUCGCCGUGCUCAACGUCGGGUUCGGCCUUGGCAUCGUUGAUACGUUUCUGCAAGAAAGCAAGCCGACGAAGCACGUCAUCAUCGAAGCGCAUCCAGACGUGUUAGGCUACAUGCGGUCGCUAGGCUGGCACGAUAAGCCUGGCGUCCUCAUUUACCAUGGCACGUGGCAGGCUUUCCUGUUGGCAUAUGAGCAAGGCGAGCUGGCAAGCCAGUUCCCAGAGGGACUUGCAUUCGACGCAGUUUACUUUGACACGUUCAGCGAGCACUAUCGCGAUCUGCGUCAAUUCUUCGACCAGCUGCCAAAUAUCCUGCGAGACCAGGACUCGCUCUUCUCGUGGUUCCAUGGUCUAGGAGCGACGAGUCGACUGCUUUACGACGUCUACACUGCCGUCAGCGAGCUUGAGCUUCGGGAUAUUGGACUGUCGACCGAAUGGACAGAGGUAGCAGUCGAGGAUGCAGGCGAAGUGACAUGGAAGGGCAUCACUCGCCGCUAUUGGGACGUUGCCAGCUCUUAUCGUCUGCCAAUCUGUAGACUGAGAUGAGCCUUUACACUACCAGCCUUUGCGAUUGCGCGCUUUUGUCUUGGGCUUGCCAGGCUUAGCCGCGCCCGACAUGAUCGUCGCAACAGCUUGUCGGCGCCAGUCAUCAUUCUCUGGCCCGCUCUCAUCCUCGUCAUCCUGUGCCAAGCCCGAGUUGGAAGCGCUGCGACUGUGCUUGCCGCUGCUCCGCCGGCGAUUGAUGGGCUUGACCCCUCCUGCCGUCUUUUUCAGAUCGGCUGUGUUGGCGUCCCGACGGAACCUUCUCCGACAGAGUUCGCUGCCAUACUCUUGGUACUCUUCCCUCGUAACGAAGCUGGCCUCGAGCGAGAGCACGCCGUCAUAGUCUAGCUCGGGGUGCUGCAAG
Molecule: messenger RNA, 1638 nt
Organism: Mixia osmundae IAM 14324
Lineage: Eukaryota; Fungi; Basidiomycota; Mixiomycetes; Mixiales; Mixiaceae
Exons: 2
Coding region: 117-1277 (386 amino acids)
Biological process (GO): peptidyl-arginine methylation
Cellular component (GO): cytoplasm; nucleus
Molecular function (GO): protein arginine N5-methyltransferase activity; protein binding
Source: RefSeq, a predicted model, not a curated record